UUGCUACUGUGCUCAGCUCCACGACAGCCUGGUCUGUUGGUGAACACACUGACGCACAAACAUUCUUCGUCAUACAGUGAGUGAAGGAGACAGAGUGAGCGGAGGGAGUGUAAAGAAGGGAGGUAGCACACCUCAUCACCAGGUCCUGGCUUCGGUCAAUCGAUUCUUGUGGUGAUCUCAUCAGUAGCUGUGUAUGCAGCCCAGUCACAGCCCGGCUAGCACUGUGUACCGGCUGGAACUGGUGGAACAUCACUUGACACUUUCAUUUGUUGUUGUUGUAUUCCUCCCCCUUCACAGAGGACUAUUCAAUCUUGUAUUUGAUAUUAUUUGACUGUAUUCUAACACGCAGUUGUGGUGACUGAAGGCCAUUACCUCGGGACUUUCCCUGGCCAGAUAAAUUGGUCAGCGGAGGCCAAAAAUAUCGAUUUUUUUUUUGUUGGUAAAAGAGAGGGAGAGAAAAAGAGCCACACAAAAAUAUGGCGGAUUUCGAAGAGGAAGGCGCAGCCAACCUGGCCCCACAGAAAGAAUUAGAUGAUAAUCGUUAUUUAGAGGAACCAAGCUUAUUGUCAGGUCAAUUUACAGACCAACGUUUCGAUCCAUUCUCUUCAAAGACUUUCUCAGGAAUGGCCCAAACUGACCCCGGUGUGCAGCACGACGACCAGUAUGUGGAAGAACAAGGCAACACUAUUACUGGAGGAUACACCUACCCAGGGGAUGACUUACCUGCUAACUUCGCCAGGCAACAACAAUCUCACAUGUACGGAGAUGAAGCAUCGGAUGAAGUUCAAGGCUCAGACGAAGGUGUGAGAGGUCGCAAUGACCAUGUCUCCAACCCAUUUACAGAUGAACAUGGAGACAUGGGUAUGCCAUCUGGUGGUUAUGGUGACGAGAGACCUAUCAUGGGAUAUAAUCCAUUUUUAAAUGAACAGGACAGAUGCAGAGCUGAUGGCCACGAGACCAUAGAAGAACCAUACGAACAGGGGGAAGAUACUUAUCAACAAAAUGAACAGGGGGAAGAUACUUAUCAACAAAAUGAACAGGGAGAAGAUACUUAUCAACAAAAUGAACAGGGAGAAGAUACUUAUCAACAAAAUGAACAGGGAGAAGAUACUUAUCAACAAAAUGCCGGGCAAAAUGAGGACCAUGAUGAAAGUCCAGUAGGACAUGUCAGCUUGGAGGAGGCCCAGUACUACAGAGAUCAGGAACAAGAAGAUGACAACAGAUAUCAGGAAGAGAAGGAAUAUCAAGGAGAACAUGAAGAUGAUCAGGUGAAUAAACAGAACUACAAGGAACAAGAGAAUCAGCACUAUGAAGAUAAAGAGUAUCAGCACUAUGAAGAUAAAGAGGAUCAGCACUAUGAAGAUAAAGAGUAUCAGCACUAUGAAGAUAAAGAGUAUCAGCACUAUGAAGAUAAAGAGGAUCAGCACUUUGAAGAUAAAGAGGAUCAGCACUAUGAAGAUAAAGAGGAUCAGCACUAUGAAGAUAAAGAGGCUCUGCACUAUAAAGAUAAAGAGGAUCAGCUCUACGAAGAUAAAGAGGCUCAGCACUAUGAAGAUAAAGAGGAUCAGCACUAUGAAGAUAAAGAGGAUCAGCUCUAUGAAGAUAAAGAGGCUCAGCACUAUGAUGAUAAAAAGGAUCAGCACUAUGAAGAUAAAGAGGAUCAGCACUAUGGAGAUAAAGAGGAUCAGCACUAUGAAGAGAAUGUUGACGAAGUGGAGCAAGAGGCACGACAGGUUAAUAAAGAUGAACAAGAAGUCAUUCCAGGAUACCGAAAGCUAGAAGAAGAUGCAGAUGAUGCCGAUCUGGAAAUGGAUCCUGUAGAGAAUAUUCAGGAAGCAAACUUCAAAGACAAACCUGUAGCUGUUAGCUGCAAUCUCUAUGGUGACGUAGGUGAGCCAGCAUUACAGCACAGUGAAAUAGUGGACCAAGACAAAGACUAUUUGGCUGAUGACACUCCAGACGACACAAGACAAUUCCCAGAAAGCACUCGGGAGGGGGGGGAGACUUUCCAAGGUGGCGAAGAAAAUGAAACGGAAGAAAGAUUUCCAGAAACUAGUACACGUGCAAAGUUUGGAGAAGAAACACGUGCAAAGUUUGGAGAAGAACCAUUCUACGACGAGGAGGAGGAACAAGGUUUGGAAGUGAACGAGGUGGACAUGGACCAGCGUGAAGGGGAGAGAGAAUAUCUGGAGACGCCAACUACAAAUAUUGAGACUGAUGCUAAACGCUAUUCUGAUGUUGAAGACAAAGGCCAGGAGGAUUCUCAGGACGAGCAAGAGGAUGAUGAGCUAGAACAAAGGGAAGACAAGUUUGUUCAACAAGAAUUGAAACCAGCCAAACAAACAGAUCAAGAUUUAGGUAUUGUUAACCAAGCGUUUUCUGAUGACGCUGAAUGCGAUUAUAAAAUCGAAAAAGACUUUAGUAGCGGCAAAGAAGUAUUGGUUGAGGAGAACGAAAUUAACCCUCAAACUGCACAAAAUGUCGAGUACAUUCCAACAGAUGUGGAUAAUACUCUAGACAAAGAAAUAGAGCCAAUGGUCCCAGAAGAAAACGAGUCAAGUGAGGAAGAUGAAUUAACAACGGGCGAGUAUACAAGCGAAAAACUCUCGCGUGAAGACGAGGUCUUGAUAAAAGAUCAUAUUGAAACAAUGGAAAAAGGUUUUGAACCACAAUAUCAAGACCUUGACUCGUUUUCAUCACAUCAGGAAUACAGGAGUUUCGCUGACAAUGUAUCCGAAGUAACCUCCCCUGAUACUGUGCCCCAACCUCUUCCUUCUCCACCGGAGCCUAAAGAUAUGUCACCCUUUGACCCUAACGCCCCCUCUGACUCGCCGUCCCCUUGUCAUGAAAAUCUAGGUCAGCACGGUGACACGGCGGAUGAGAAUAACACAGGUGAUUUCCUAGCCGGUGAAGUAGAAGGUGAGACUAAGUUCGGUGUGGAUGGUACGGCAAUCACAUCAACAAACACACGUAACGGAACGUUUAUACAUUCGGAAGACGAAGAAGAAGAAGAAACCGAAGAAGAAUCCCAACAAUUAGAUCAAGGCUGUGUUACAAACACCGGAAAUACUGAGACAGAAACCAGUGUUGACGACAGAAGUGGUGAGUACGCGGGACACGCUAUGGAAUCUAACGAUAACGCGCUUAUGUCAAUGUCAAUGGAGGGAAGUUUUUACGAUGAUGGAGGAGAACUUAUAGGAGGGGAGGACAGGAGGGCCCAGGAAAAUCAUUAUCAAGACGAGGAUAGCUACGAACAACAAAGCAUUCAGUUAAGUCAGCAGAUUCAAAAUUGUUUUUCACAACCUAGUCAGGAGGCCUUAGGCCAACAAGAUACUUACACAAAUGUGUCUUCAGCUGUGAAUGGGGACAUUGAUUCCAUCUUAGAUGCUCCUGUAACUGCCCCUGGUCUCCAAACGCCAGUUACAGAGCAUGAUUCUUCAGUUGAUGUUACCGAAAGUCAAAAAUUCCAUACAAACGAUUAUGCAUCACAUUUAGCAGAAGACACUGAAGAGCCAGAAUGUCCAGGAGAAAGUAGUAUUGAUGCUGUAGGCAUUAGUAGCCCUCCAGACGAGUCCACUCAUAACCAGGAAGAUUUAGAAGAAGCUUUAGGAAGUAUUCAGAUCUCAGAACCAGCAGCUCAAGAAACAGCUGAAGAACCUUCAUCAUCUGUUGAUGUGGUUCCUCCAGAACCAAAAUCAGAUGAUGCUCUUGCUUCUGCUGCAGCUCCUGCCGCAGUAGCAGGUGUUGCUGCAGCAGCUGCAGCAGCUGCUGUUUCAACUACAAAAACAACUUCUGUAAAGAAAUAUACUUCAGCAAAAGCUGGUGCUAAAACAACUACAACUACAACUAAAGCUGUGAAAGAAACUAAAACAACAAAUGGUAAACCAGCUAGUGCUAAAAAGAUUGAGGUCAGCACUACCACUGUUACAAAGACAACAUCAAAAAAACCUACAGAUUCAAGACCAGCAUCAGCAGCCACAACAGAGAAAAAAUCACCAGCUAAGCCUGCAGUCAGUUCACCCACAAAGUCUGCUGCCCCUGCUGCACCUAAGGCCACAGGUCCAGUACCUUCAUAUGCUCAACCUAUAACCCCUAGGAAACCCAGAGAAGCUAAACCAUCUAGCCCAGAAGAGAAAAAAAAGACACCCACUCCCAGAACCCCUUCUGCAUCUGCUCGUACACCUAAAACACAAUCUUUAACAACAACAGCUUCUUCAACAACCACCACUACCAUUACAAAGACAACUGUCAGAACAACAUCUGCAGCUGCUUCUACCACAACUACCAGUAGAACAGCCCAACUGGCUAGACCUAAAUCUUCCCCAACUAAACUUACAAAUGGUACUAGUGGUUCUCAUACCCCUGUGGAUAAUAAUAAAUCACCAACUAAAAAAACUGAAACCAAGCCAGGAAGUGGAACUGUGAAAGUCACUACAGAGAAAAAGGAAAUAAAAGUCACAUCGAAAAUUGAUGCAGGAACAAAAAGCACAACCCCCAAAUCUCCAACCAAAUCAUCAACACCUAAAACACCAUCAGCCAGUACACCAAAAACUGGAGAGGUGAAAGAGGGGAAAGAAAUCAAGUCGAAAAUUGGUUCCUUAGAGAAAACAAACCAUACACCUGGAGGAGGCAAUGUAAAAAUUACAACCAAAAAGCCAGAUUUUACAAAUGUGACAAGCAAGAUUGGGUCCAAAGAUAAAAUAGACCACAAACCAGGAGGUGGUAAUAUCAAGAUAGAAACUAAAAAACUAAAAAUUGAAGCCAAAUCUAAAAUUGGCUCAUUUGAAAAUGCGACUCAUAAACCAGCAGGGGGAGAUAAAAAGAUUGAGGUCAAGAAAAUGGAAUGGAAUGCUAAAUCUAAAGUGGGGUCUUUAGAAAAUGCAACACAUGUUCCAGGUGGCGGUGAUAAAAAGAUUUUAUCAGAAAAACUUGAAUGGAAAUCUGGAUCUCGAGUGGGUUCACUGGACAAUGCUAAACAUGAACCGGGUGGUGGCAACGUCAAAAUUGAAUCUCGCAAAUUAGAUUUCAAAGAAAAAGCCUCUCCCAAAAUUGGAUCUUUAGAUUCCAAGAAAGUGAGCACAUCAGAGGAAAGUCCAGUACCAGCUACUAAUGGAGUUCCAACAGAGAACUGAAAGCAGAUGUUAGACUAGCUGCCAUUUGUUUGUUUUGUUCCAAUAUGUAGGUUUAUAGAUACUCCUGUUUAACAGGGUUCCAUCACAUCAAUAUCUUGUGACAUAACCUGUCAAUCAAGUUGUCUGUCCAGAUGAACUAAACAACAACUGAUUCUGGUUUCAAAGCUACUUGACUUUUGAUUCAACAGCUGUAGCCAUGGUUACCACUUUAUAUCUUUUGUCUGUUGUACAAUUUGAUUCUCAUAGAAGAAGAAACAUUUAUAGAUGUAAACUAAAGAUCAUCUUUCAGUUGUCCUUUUGUUCUUUCGUAACUUUCGACAAAUCUAUUAAUGUAAAUUGAAACAAGUAGCACAUAGAUAAAUGAAAGGACUGAUUUAGACAAAAGGAAUGUAUGGACUGUCAAUUGAACAUUAUCAUUACUUCUAAAACAUUAUGUAUCCCUUGUUCUCUAUGGUAUCAAAUAAUUAUUAGUGUGACUAAUUUAUGUCUGCUUACAAUCCUAAUGAGCUCAUCACACAUGACAUUUCUUGUGUAGUGUACACUAUUAUAUAAGCUUUCAUUGGGCCUUCCUCAGUUAUCUCUGAAUGUCCAGGAGAUAUGUAAUUCAUUUGAAUAGGUUUGAUCCAUACAAUUCAAACAUUGGGUUUUGACACUUUUUUGGGGCUUUAUGAUACAAGAUUAAUCCUAGAAAAACAUUUUUUAAUAAUAGAGAUUUGAAUUUUUUUUUCGGAGUAUUAAUUUUAUAUUAUUGCAGAAAAAUCCUAUAUGUUUAAUUAUAAGAUAAUUUUGUAAAGCAAUAUCAAAACAUGCUUGAGUAAUUAUAUUUUAGAUGAAUUAAUUUGUGUUAAGAUUUCCAUAUUAGCCUUAAGUCUCACAUUCAUCUCUGUAAUGUUUAAUGCUUUAGCUGAUGUACACAUACAAUCUCUUGAAGGAACAGAAUUAUGUUCAAGUCAUUCAUAAUUUGAACUGGCUAUAUUAUGAAAUUCCAAUUGUUCACAACUUUUAAUUAUUCAAUUUUUAUUAAUUCUUGAAAUUUUAAACCUUUUGGUCACAAAUUUCAUUAUUUUAGUUUACGAAAAUUUCAGUUUUAGACUUGAACCAGAGUAGCAUGCACAUUUUGUGACAAAAAUACUGUUCCAAAAUAUUUGUUUAACAUUUCUUGAGUGUUUUGUUGUUGUUUUAUUUUUAGCACUGUCUUGUUGAAGAAAAUGUCUUAUUCUUUGUCAAAGAUUAUUGUGAUAAUAGUUUUUGGCUUUCCAUGUAACCUUCAACCAACCUAAGUCCACUUUUAUGCUUCACAGGUUUUGUUCUCAUAUGGAUGUAUUUUUUUUAAUUGUAAUCAUUUUUUUAACUCAUGGAAGAAAUAAAAUCAUAUGCAAUAAAAUGUAUUGUUGGAUUUUAAAUCUUCAACAAAUAUUCAAUUAGAAGUUCUCAUAACAAAGUGAACUGAACCUACUGAAUUUUGUUUUGCUACAUUUGCUCUCCCAAUUUGAGUAUUCUAAUGAUAUACAAAAUUCUUCAAAACAAAUAUCCAAUGUCACACUUUUUUUUUUCUAAUAAUAACAAUUGAAUUUUUUUUUAUUAUUAUUAUUGACAAACUCUGCACUAAGGUCUGAUAGCACACCAUACAUUUCUUGACAUAGAUUGAAACUGAAUCCUUGCUAAUGCCAACUUAAUUUUCAUUUGUUCCAUGAGGAACUUUUUCAAAAGUAAUUCUACAAUAAUAAUUCUGGGCUUUUUUGUUCCAAUGACUACCUAAAGUGAUCAUGGCUUAAUUACAGCCAAAGCUUGAAUUGAUUUUCUGUUCUACUGACUACUUAAAUAGUUUGACAUCUUGUUCAUUUGCUCAUAUUUGAUUCUGUUGUGUACUUUGAUUUAUAUCUACUAUUCAUAACAUGUUAGUAACAUUUUGAACAAAUCAAUUUUUGUAUGUUUGCUCUCAGUGUUCAGAAACUCUAAAGAGAACUAAAUGACCAAAUGCUUCAGUUUAUUGCUUCAAUCUUAAGUUCCUAAUGUUUACAGUUCCUCUUUAGUGCUACUCUAUGGCAUAUGGUCUCUUUUUUUUUGUCUUUGGUUUUUGCCUUACUGCUGUAUAAUGCUAGAUGUUUAAUCAUUAAACAUAUUUUUAUUAUUGA
Biomphalaria glabrata is the source of this 7267-nucleotide messenger RNA. RefSeq names its product microtubule-associated protein 2-like. Gene Ontology annotation, molecular function: microtubule binding. The transcript is spliced from 12 exons. Gene Ontology annotation, biological process: microtubule cytoskeleton organization; neuron projection development. The record is from RefSeq and is a predicted model, not a curated record. The coding region runs from base 477 to 5132 and encodes 1551 amino acids. Gene Ontology annotation, cellular component: neuron projection. NCBI's taxonomy places the organism in Eukaryota, Metazoa, Mollusca, Gastropoda, Planorbidae.